UCUCUUUGAAUAAAUAUUUAUUGUUUAUUUGAACAAUAAAAUAUUCUCACUACUAAAAUGGUUUUAAACUGUGUAAUUGAUUUCAAAGAUAAUCCAUUUGGCAUUUACUAUGCGGGCCAAGUGAUUUCUGGCAGUGUAUCUUUGAAUUCCGAUGAAGAAAAGCUAGUCAAUGCUAUAAUUCUAAAGAUAAAGGGCUUUGCCAUGACAUAUUGGACAGAAGAUGAAACUGAUGCAGACAACAAGACCACAGAGGAAACUUAUAGUGGACACGAGGACUAUAUUCAUUCCAAAGUUGAGCUCUUAGUAGCUGAAAGAACAAAAGUCGCCCUUGCGCCUGGCACCCAUGUCUAUAAUUUUGCCUGCCAAAUCCCCGCUGUGUGCCCCUCGUCCUUUGAGGGCACUCACGGUCGAGUGCGCUAUACGGUUAUCGUUAAGGUCAUAAGGCCCUGGAAGUUCGAUCUGACCUAUUCGCGUCCCUUUACCGUGCUGAAAGUUAUGGAUCUCAACAGGGAAGGUCUUUUCCUAAGCACACCUGCCCAGUCGGAGGAUCUGAAGACCUAUAACUGCUGGCCCUGCCGCUCGGAGCCAUUACGGCUGCAAUUGUCGCUGCCGCAUCGCGGCUUUGUGCCUGGCCAGACGAUACCUGUGGGCGUGCUGAUCACGAAUGACAGUCACAUAGGAGUGGAGCAGAUCGAAGUCAGUUUGGUGAUGAUGGUGCUCUACUAUAGUCAGCACAGUGUGGAGACAAUCAGCGAGCGAUUCGUGGUCAGCAAGAAGCAGGGCGAGGGCGUCACCAGAAACUGCAAAAAACAGUUCAUCUUUGACCUGCCCGUGCCUGCAACACCACCCACCUGCUUCGACUUAUGUCGUAUCAUACAGAUUGCCUAUCAGGUGGCCGUAGAGACAAAGGUUAAGGGUUGGCACCUCAACGAACGGGUGCACCUCCCCGUGACCAUUGGCAAUGUGCCAUUGAGCAAGCAACUGAUCCAACAGCCGCGCUCCAUGCCAGUGGAAGUCGAGGUUGUUGCCCAGCAGCUGGACGAGAAGGCAUUGGUGCUGCUGGAUGAGGCCGCAGCUGCUGCUGCUACACCCACCGUCAAUCCCUGGGCAGCGGAUGCUUCUAUUGAUCCGCCCAGCUACGCAGAGGCAGUGCACAUACGCGCCGGACCCAUUAAAUCAAACGUUAAGCCCGCAGCCAACAAGCCGAGAAAGAGCCAACAGUUCAGUCCCUCGACAACGCAGACCAAGGAAAAUUGCGCCUUUACGCCGCUCUACGCUGUGUUCCACAUAAACAAUCAAACGGAGAAUGCGAAAAUGGAAGAUAUUGAUCGUAGCACCUGGAUCUGAGUACGAAAGAGAAUUGUUUAACUGAAAACUGAAUUGUAAAUAAAAGCGAGACCUUCGUUUAGAUUUUAGUUUAAAGAAAAUGCUAUUUUGUUUGGGUUUUUGUUUUCGUCCAAUUGCUAAGCAAAGCAAGCCUCAAUAAAGGUUCUUUACAGUCCCAC
Molecule: messenger RNA, 1505 nt
Organism: Drosophila hydei
Lineage: Eukaryota; Metazoa; Arthropoda; Insecta; Diptera; Drosophilidae
Product: arrestin domain-containing protein 3
Exons: 5
Coding region: 58-1347 (429 amino acids)
Biological process (GO): protein transport
Cellular component (GO): cytoplasm
Source: RefSeq, a predicted model, not a curated record